Molecule: messenger RNA, 1303 nt
Organism: Daphnia magna
Lineage: Eukaryota; Metazoa; Arthropoda; Branchiopoda; Diplostraca; Daphniidae
Exons: 6
Coding region: 423-1220 (265 amino acids)
Source: RefSeq, a predicted model, not a curated record
UGAUUACUUCAUCUUUAUGGGUGGACCAACUGAGUUUUCGGUCGAAGGUGAUCCCUAGGAAUUUGGCGCUCUCGGUUGAGGGUAUUCUCCUACCGUGGAUGAAUAUUGCAUUCAUAGAGAUGCAAGGCUGGAUCACCGCGACCAACUUAUUACCGCGGUACUACCGCGCGGUAGCGGUAGAACCGCGUGUUAGUACCGCACGAGCUUAAACUACCACACCACCGCAUUAGUUCUCAAAUUUCCGUGCGGUAGCGGUAGUUUUCAAUGCCAUCUAGCGCUGAUAGUAAAAAACACAAUUACAAAACAACAGAUGGCAGUCUUCAACAGAUCAGUCCGAUCUUUUACGCUUUCAGACUUCAGUUCAUUGAAUCAGAGUUCAUAUUCCUAAACUUUCUAAAUUCUACAAAUUUGAAUGAAAUAUCAUGUCAGGGCGAGGAAGGCCACCCUCAGUUGCACCCCUUACAAAUAAUAAAAGAGGCACGACAGUCCAUGAUAUGUCUACCGGAAAAAAGUCAGUGUGCAGUUCAAGUUCUAAGAAAAAAAGUACUUGUGACACGGAGCAACAGGAAGGGAACAAUGAAACUGAAAGGGAGUUGCAAAGUGAAUCGUCAACUUCAGCCUCAUUGCCAUUGCCAGUUGAAGUUGUUCCACUAAGAUCUACAAACACCCAAACAUUAGAUGCAUCACGUCACUCACGAAACUCUUCGUCGUCGUCCCUUACUUCAACAUCAAGUAGUCAUAGUGUACAACAGGAUGUUCAUAUUACUCCACCUGUGACAGAAGGACAUGUCAAGAGGCUUGCCUACCCAUUAUCGUUCUUUACAUAUCAUGGACCUUCAAAGAAAGAAGGAAAUUCACUCUACACCUGCACAGUUAAGGGAUGCAAAAGAGAUAAACCGUUUUCCACCGUAGACAAUUCCAGGGGAAAUCUUCGUGCUCAUGUUAAGUCGUGUCAUAAAGAGAAGCUAGAGGAAUUCAAUGCAGCUUGCAAGGAUCUUGAUGUUAAGAAGGCAAUGACCACAGGUUUACCUAUGCCAACCAAUAACAGUGCCAAGGACAAUCAGAAUCAGUUGGAGGGAAAUGACGAAACGCAACAGAAUUCCUUAACUCAACCAAAGAUUCAUUUUUCGGGUUACAGGAAACCCUUGACACAGAAGGAAUUGGACAACUGCGUUACGAAAUAUCUUUUUCGAUGGUGUUUUGCUUGUCUACCACACUGAAACAGAAGGUUUUCGAAUGUUGGUGAAAACGUUGUCCCCCGAUGUAAAAUGAGAGGUUGGCGAUUUUUUCGGAAACCGAUUGC